Molecule: messenger RNA, 597 nt
Organism: Pedinophyceae sp. YPF-701
Lineage: Eukaryota; Viridiplantae; Chlorophyta; Pedinophyceae
Source: the annotation of a GenBank genome assembly
AUGUGUGACCGGGAGCGCGCGAGCAAUGACACUUCGCGGGACCACCACGGCCACCUGCGGCACGAGUACGAGGCUCUCGGGCCGCAGAAGUUCUACGAGACGCACGGCAGCACGUACAGGAAUCCGCACGAGGAGGCGAUCCGCGCCGCGCUGCAGCAGGCCGUCGCCACCUGGGCGCCGCGCAUGGACACUGUGCUCGACCUCGCGUGCGGCAGCGGGGAAGCCACGCUCGCGCUAGAGCAGCUCGGCGCCGCGCAUGUCGAUGGCAUGGAUCCGUACACGUGCGAGGCGUACCGGGCGCGCACGGGGCGGCCCUGCGAGGCGCUGUCGUUCGAGGAUGUCGGGAGGGGGGAGUUGGACGCGAGAGACCCCUGGGACCUGUGCGUGUGCUCGUUCGCGCUGCACCUGCUGGACGAAAGCUGGCUGCCCGCGACUUGCUCGCAGCUGGCCCUCAAGGCGCGCAGGUUGCUCAUACUGUCGCCGCACAAGCGGCCGCACAUUCGGAAGGAGUGGGGGUGGGAGGAGCUGGGCGCCCUGGCGACCAGCUGCGGUCACCACCGCGUCAAAGCGCGGUUGUUUGCGUCCCUGUACAUAUAA